This is a messenger RNA of Cervus elaphus (red deer), 810 nucleotides long. It is a transcript of the gene SPATA46, whose product is annotated as spermatogenesis associated 46. The transcript has 3 exons. The record is from RefSeq and is a predicted model, not a curated record. Lineage: Eukaryota; Metazoa; Chordata; Mammalia; Artiodactyla; Cervidae. Gene Ontology annotation, cellular component: nuclear membrane. Gene Ontology annotation, biological process: fertilization. The coding region runs from base 67 to 810 and encodes 247 amino acids.
UGGACAACCCAACCAGCCUCUGGGGAGCAGGUGUGCGUGACCUCCGUACCCUUCGGUAGUCAGAAUAUGGAGAACUUUUCACUCCUCAGCAUUUCUGGAACUCGAAUCUCUUCCCCUGCCCUGAGCACUCUUCCUGAUUUUAUGUCCUCACGUGCCACCAGCUUGCCAGACAUCGCAAAGACUGUGUUACCCGCUGAGGUGUCCAGCCCAGUUCAGGCCCUGCUAGCCCAGUACCCAGGCAGCGUUCUCCGGCACGGGGUGCACAACAUAGUGCUCUCGCCAGAUUGCAUCUUGGGGGACUCCCCAAAUGGAGAGCAGCUGAGGUGGGACUGCACCAUCUACCGGCCCUGGUUCUCCCCUUACAGCUACUUCCUAUGCAAGGACAGAGAGAGCCACCUCGAGACCUACAGCUUCCCAGAGGUGCAGCGGGACGAGGGUCAGGGGGACAGCUGCCUCCCGGACGACACAGGCGAGAGCGUCUGCUCAUCCUCUCCCUCCCCAGAGAGCACCUGUCCCCGAGAGGCCACCAGGAAGUCCAGGCGCGGCCCAGACUCCACAGACUCCAUCACCUCCCAGGACAUCCUGACGGCCUCCAAGUGGCACCCGGCCCAGCAGAAUGGCUACAAGUGUGUGUCCUGCUGCCGUCUGUACCCGACACUGCACUCCCUCAAGAGCCAUAUCAAGAGGGGCUUCAGGGAGGGCUUCAGCUGCAAGGUGUACUACCGCAAGCUCAAAACCCUCUGGGGCAAGGAGCCGAAGGCCCGGCCGGGAGACAGGCUCUCCUUGGGCAGUGGCCAGGCCUUCCGGUAG